UCCACACACACACACACACACACACAAACACACGCACGCACACACACACACACGCACGUGCGGACGGGACAGAUGGCGGAUUCACAGCGAGCAGCCCAACCCGUCAACUUUGUGCAUCAAGACGAAAUCUGGAAAGCACAUUUAAAAGCUGAGAAGGAUUCGGCCAAAGUGUGGCCCAACAAGUGGGGCUUUCUGACAGAGGCCUACAAGGAGUACAAGAGGGAGAGUGUGAAGCUGAAGGAGGGGGUCAAAGAGAAGCAUCCACAUCAUCACCUGGCGGCACGACCUCCGACCCCUCCGGGAGAAAACAUCAAUGUUGGACCUUCUCCUCCGGUUCCUCAGACGUCUCAGGCCCUGAUCGGGUGGCGUUCGGGGCAAUCGCAUCUUCAGCUGGAGAAGUAUGCCACGGUGCGUUAUGGGAGGCGUAGUUUUCUGAAGGAGGUGGACUGGCCAUUAGACUUGUGAAGCUGAGUUAGUGACUCAUUAAGCUACAAGGAUGUAUUAAAUAAAGUACUUUAACCUUGCAUCCUUUCUGGCUGCAAAAAAGUGUGAUAUAUAGUCCAUGAGAAAAUCUAAUAUGUUUGUUUAAAGUCCAGCAGUUGGACAUUUAAAAUGAAAAAGAUGAGUAGUUG
Pungitius pungitius (ninespine stickleback) is the source of this 632-nucleotide messenger RNA. Its product is annotated as ciliary microtubule inner protein 1-like. Bases 73 to 465 code for a protein of 130 amino acids. The record is from RefSeq and is a predicted model, not a curated record. NCBI's taxonomy places the organism in Eukaryota, Metazoa, Chordata, Actinopteri, Perciformes, Gasterosteidae. The transcript is spliced from 4 exons.